Molecule: messenger RNA, 785 nt
Organism: Meleagris gallopavo (turkey)
Lineage: Eukaryota; Metazoa; Chordata; Aves; Galliformes; Phasianidae
Source: RefSeq, a predicted model, not a curated record
GUCGCUCGCUGCGCGCUGUGUCCGAGGCUUCGGCGCCUCUCCGCGCUGCGCUCAUCGCGGGGCCGAUCCCGGGCACGGGGAACCGAGAGGCGCGGCGUCACCGCACGGCGCUGCUCCGGAGCGCUGGUUUGAGAGCUUUUUGCUCCCGUCCUCUGGAAGGAGGGAUUACGAGUGAGCGCUGUGUGCGCAGGGGAAAGCGGUGCGGUUGGAAUCGAAGCGGGGACCGCGCUGAGGAUUGUGCUGAUGGGCCUCUGGUGCUCUUGGUGCCCGUCACGGGUUCGUAAAUCAAUACGUUAUUUUGGAAUAUUUCCGUCCAGGGCUGAUGUAAGAUAUUGGGACAUUGAGCAGCAGCCUUUGUGGAAAAAAUGUCCUACUGUGUCAAAGAGAGAGCUCCCCCAGAUUUUGCAAAGCCUCCAGUAAAUGAAACGCGGGAACCGGAACAAUUCCUAAUGCAGGCACCCCCAGGAAAUCCACUGCUGCUUCCCCACACCCUGCAAGAGCUAUUGAGCAAGGAUAGCGUGCAGGUGGAGCUCAUACCUGAGAAGAAAGGCCUUUUUCUGAAACAUGUGGAAUAUGAAGUUUCCAGCAAGAGAUUCAAAUGCUCGGUCUAUAGGCGGUAUAAUGAUUUUGUGGUGUUCCAUGAGAUGCUGCUGCAGAAGUUCCCAUAUCGAAUGGUGCCAGCACUUCCACCAAAGAGGAUGCUCGGAGGUAACCUUGGGUCUUUGUUUUGUUGUGUGAGUGAUCAAGAUGAUAUCACUGAAAAUAAAUAAUUGAAAGAGCUCAGU